ACAUGGACAGCUAGCACGCACUCGCAACUGACGGUGGAGAUGGGCGGGCCGUGUACCCAAGGGGUUCCUGUUUCCCUUUAAAAACCCCACCCGACCAAAACCCUAAGUCUUCCUCUCUCUCUCGCUCGCCAUCGCCUCUUCUCUGUCUUCCCCGAACCCUUCCAAAACCCCCUCUCCUCCUCUACUUUCGUAUCGAUCGACAUGGAGUUCUGGGGUGUGGAAGUUAAGCCUGGUGAGACUGUUAAGUGUGACCCUGGAGAGGACAAAUAUUUACAUCUUUCACAGGCAUCGCUCGGGGAAGUAAAGAAGGACAAGGGAAAUGAGAAUGUACCCAUCUUUGUGAAAUUCAAUGAUCAAAAAUUAGUCCUUGGAACUCUUUCUGCUGAGAAAUGUGCUCAAAUUUCAUAUGAUUUAGUAUUUGAGAAGGAAUUUGAAUUAUGUCACAGCUCCAAGAAUACGAGUGUCUAUUUCUGUGGCUAUAAGACUGUUGUUGCAGAUGAUGAUGAAACUGAUGACUUUCCAGAUAGCGACUUUGAUUCUGAUGAGGAUAUUCAACUAGGACAGAAGGUUAAUGGCAAAACUGAGGUUAAAGAUGAGCGCACAAAGCCUUCAACUGGAAAGGUCAGUGUUAAGGUAGAUGCUUCAGCUGCUAAGCCCAAGGUUAAGAUAGAGGAAGCAAAUAAGGCUGAUAAACAGAAGGCAGAUAAGGAUGAUGAAGUUGAUGAUGAUGAUGAGUCUGAAGAAGAUGAGUCUGAGGAUGUAUCUGAUGAUGAUGAGGACAUGGCUGAGGCAGAGGAUGAAAGUGAUGAUGUAGAUGAGGAUGCAAGCUCUGAUGAGGAAGAUGAAGCUACUCCACAGAAGGUUGAAAGUGGCAAGAAGAGACCGGCAGGGUCUGCUUCAAAGACACCUGCUCCGGAGAAGAAGGCAAAGUUAGUUUCCCCAGUUGGAAGUCAGAAAACAGGUGGUGAUGGCAAGAAAGGUGGUGGCCAUACUGCGACCCCUCACCCUGCCAAAUAUGCUGGGAAGACACCUGCAACCAGUGACAAGUCUAAGCAGCAAACCCCCAAAUCUGCCGGCUCAGUUAGCUGCAAGUCAUGCAGCAAAACUUUUAACAGUGAGAAUGCUCUUCAAGCUCAUACAAAAGCCAAACAUGCAGCUGCAAAGUGAGCUGUGCAAAGAGAUCAUGGAAAAAGGUAUUUUAGGGAGGAGAUGGCAGGAGAUGCUAAACAUGACUGGUACUUUGAUGUGCCUGUGGAAGGGGUUAGGUACUUGGGUGUCACCUUGUGGUAUUUUAGGUUUUGCAAUUUUCUGCAUUUUAGUUUUAUAAUAGGAGCUAGUCUCCCCGUGCAGUACUUUUAACUAGACCUUAAUUGAUUAUAAUGCUUUUGGGAGGAUCAGAUUUCUUUUGAGUUUAGUAUGUAUGAAUGCGAUGAUUGUUCUGUGAUUGGAUAAUGGAUGUUUGGUAUCUUUUCAAGUA
Messenger RNA from Phoenix dactylifera (date palm), 1477 nucleotides. The record is from RefSeq and is a predicted model, not a curated record. NCBI's taxonomy places the organism in Eukaryota, Viridiplantae, Streptophyta, Magnoliopsida, Arecales, Arecaceae.